CGGGCACGGGGCGGGGCCGCCCGUACCCGGAAGUGGAGCUGCCCACGUGGGAGUCGGGGAGGGGGCGGUGGUGGUUCGGCUACCUGGUUCUGGGUAAUCUUCGAAUGGGGAGUCAGGGCUGUUCUUUCCUCAUUCUGAGGAGACGGGUGGGGGCAGCCGUGGGGUACCCUUAACCCGUUUUGGGGAUCGGUGGGUGCCCCUUGGGAAGUGACCGCUUCUGAGGACGCAGCAAGGACCAUCGGCCAUGUCGCUACUCUCGGCCCUCGGGGGCGCGACCUGGCUUCGCUUCGGUCACCUCUUCGCGCGUCAUUUCUCCCAAGCGGCGCGGCGUGGGGAGCGGCCCGGUGGGGAGGAGCUAAGCCGCCUGCGACUAGAUGACCUGGCACCGACCCCGCGGUCCGCGGGGGGAUUGGAACUUCUGUUUGGUCUGUCCCCGUGUCUCCUGGCUCUGCGGGCCGCCCGCCGCCGCGUGGCCCGGCUCCUGCUCCAGGCCGGCAGGUCUGGGCUGCAAGGGGAGCGGGCCGAGCUUCUCCGCGCGGCUGAGGCGCGCGACAUCCCAGUGCUGCGGCCCAGACGGCAGAAGCUGGACGCCCUGUGCCGCCACCAGGUCCACCAGGGCGUCUGCAUGGAGGUGAGCCCGCUACGGCCCCGGCCCUGGACCGAGGCUGGGGACGCGAGGCCAGGAGACGACCCUCAACAGUUAUGGCUCGUUCUCGAAGGGCUCCAGGAUCCCCGGAAUCUUGGGGCCGUGCUGCGCUCCGCUUACUUCCUCGGAGUGGAUCAAGUCAUCACCAGCCGGAGAAACAGCUGCCCACUCACUCCGGUCGUCAGCAAGGCCAGCGCGGGGGCUAUGGAGGUGAUGGACGUGUUCUCCACUGAUGACUUGGAUGGCUUUUUACAGGCCAAAGCCCGGCAGGGCUGGCUGGUGGCUGGCACGGUGGGCUGCCCCGGGCCUGAGAUUUCCAGGUCGUCUGGGAUCCCUAUCGUUAGUUGCUUGGAGUUCCUGUGGGACCGGCCUACUCUCCUAGUGCUAGGGAACGAGGGCUCUGGUCUAUCCCAGGAGGUGCAGGCCUCCUGCCAGCUUCUCCUCACCAUCCUGCCCGGCUGGCAGCUGCCUCCUGGACUGGAGUCCUUGAAUGUCUCUGUGGCUGCAGGAAUUCUUCUUCACUCCAUUUGUAGCCAGAGGAAGGGUUUCUCCGAAGAGAAGAAGAGAGGACAACUUCUCCAAGGCCCGCGAGGACACUCAGCCGCGUCUGAAGAGCCCACAGUGGUGCGGCACCCAGGACUGUCCACAGGGUCAGAAAAAGAGAGGCAAGAUGGGGGCUGACGUGGACUGUUCAAGAUUGUGCGCGGGAGGGCAGGAGGUGGGUUGCACCUACAUCCACGUGUUCCAGUGUCCUGGAGUCUCUUGCCUGAGUGUGCACCCAGGCCCUGUUUAUUAAUCACCAUCUGGGGAGGACGGGCACCUUUGGACCUUUGUGGUGGAGACCAGAGGAAGUUCAGUUUCCUGUUUUGAGUUUGGAUUUGCAGUUGGAGAUGGCAGCGCAUUAAUUUCUAGACUGUGCUAGCUCAGAGGGUCUGUUUACUCCCAGGUCCUGCCUGGACGUCAAGGGGAAGUCUAGACACCAGAAGGGAAUCGGACAGUCCAGUCCAGGAAUCCUGUUCCUCUUGAACCAGCGUGAGAAUGGAGAGGGAGGCCUGUGGCCUCUCUCUGGGGCCAGCAGGUGCUAAUCCCAGCUCAAACCCUGACCCAUGGCGGGGCCUCCUUCACCACGUGGCUUCAUCUUUAUGUGCCUGGGGGCCCUUGUGUGCACCUCCCUCACUGGGCUGUAGUGAUGACCAAAUCAGACAUCGCCCGGUGUCCACCAGGUACUCAACCAGUGGGCCGUUCUGUCCGAUUCCUCCACUAGGGGGCAGCCUCGCUCUUUGAUCUCUUCGGGAAGCUCUGGUAGCCACCUGGGAAGAUUCCUUGCUGUGGGCCCCAAAAGGCAAGGGGAAGACUGGCAGACACCUCCCCAUCCCACUAGCCCUCCAGUCCACCUCCCGCACCACCACCACCACCACCAUUCUGGUGAGUCAUCAGUCCACCUCUCCGGAAGGAACCAGUGAGCAGAACCCUGGCCUUUCAUUCUGGGAGGGUUGCUACUGAAUAUACCAUCAAGACCGCUUUGGUACUUCUCCUCCAGGGUCCCUCAUAUGGAGCAGAAGCCACCAGUGUAAGUAGUUUAGAGCAGUCUUGGCUACACAUUGGAACCACCUGGUCAGCUUUAGGAAACAACUUAUCCUGGAACCCACCCCAGAAAGUGUGCUGUAAUUGGUCAGGGUGCAGCCUGGGCAUCAGGAUUUUUAAAGU
Rhinolophus ferrumequinum (greater horseshoe bat) is the source of this 2353-nucleotide messenger RNA. RefSeq names its product mitochondrial rRNA methyltransferase 1 (gene MRM1). Gene Ontology annotation, cellular component: mitochondrion. Lineage: Eukaryota; Metazoa; Chordata; Mammalia; Chiroptera; Rhinolophidae. The transcript is spliced from 5 exons. Bases 245 to 1327 code for a protein of 360 amino acids. Gene Ontology annotation, molecular function: RNA methyltransferase activity; RNA binding. Gene Ontology annotation, biological process: rRNA methylation. The record is from RefSeq and is a predicted model, not a curated record.